CAAAAAAAUGGUGACCUUUCCCAGAAAGUGCCGACAGAAAAACACCUGACCAACCUCUUCAUUGGGAAUCAAUGUAUUACAUUCCAAAGACUCCAGGUAGAGUGUGUGUGUGUGUGUGUGUGUGUGUGUGUGUGUGUGUGUGUGUGAGAGCUUUUUCACAAAAAAGACUGAACUGGGGCUGAAACUGAAACAGGGCAAGACUCGUAAAAGCAGUGCAGUGUUGUUGCUCUCCUUCAUUCUCACGGUUUCCUGUUUAAGGAGGCCAUUUUGUAACUCAGCCUUGAAGAAGAGCACAACAAAGUUUUGGCAUUGUUUUUUUCUCUCCCACGGCCCGGGGAGUUUCACAAUCAACUUGUGGACUUUCUUCCCUGCAGAGCAACUUCUUUGGACGAGCGAGGUGAGGGAGGGAGGGAGGGAGGGAAGAAGAAGGUGGAGGGAGGAGGGUAGGUUUCCCCCCCUCCACCCCUCUCUCUCUGCCUCAGUGUGUCUGUCUCUUUUAUGAGUCUCUCACACACUUUCCUCAGGUUUGUCAUGCAUGGACAAUAGCAGCAGUCUGCCCGACGAGAGAGAACACGAUAGAAGUGUCUGAAAGGAGGGAGAGAAAAAAAACCAAACACCGCUUCCUGGAUAAGGGUUUCUUCCUUGAUCCACAAGGACGGGGGGGUGGACACAGGACACAGAGGAACCCUGGACUUUCUGCUCAGUGUGUAUAUGUGUGUCCAUGUGUCAGCGUGUCUCCUCCACUGAGACAGUUUGAAUGACUGUGGGUUUUCGGAGAAGUCUACACUGCACCUGGGCGUGUGUUUGCGAGUGUGUAUGUUGAGAGCUUCGGGGCAACCAGAAAACAGGACUCUUAAAUGGCUAACGCCAGCCCUUGUAUGCCCUCAGGGGCUCUGGCCCAGGUCUUCUUUCCUCCUGGGGGCUCCUCACCGCCCGGCUCAGCUGUGAUACAGCAGGGGACCCCCAUAUCCAUGCCCUCUAUGCCAACAGGUUUUCCUGUGAUGGACCUGACACCGGGACAGGCUCCUGGCGGGGCUGUGAUACCCUCACUGCCUCCCACACCGGCAGGGGUAUCCUUCAUCAUCCAGAUUGGCCUGACCAGAGAAUCUGUCCUGAUGCCCCAGUCUGCCGACCUGGCCUAUGUGAAACAAAUUGCCUGCUCUAUUGUCGACACCAAGUUCCCAGAGUGUGGCUUCUAUGGCAUUUAUGACAAGAUUUUGCUAUUCAAACACGACACGUCCACCAACAACAUCCUGCAACUGGUUAAAGGUGCCAGUGACAUUCAAGAGGGAGAUCUGGUGGAGGUGGUGCUCUCUGCGGCAGCCACCUCUGAAGAUUUCCAGAUUCGGCCCCAUGCACUCAACGUGCACUCAUACCGGGCCCCAGCCUUCUGCGAUCACUGUGGAGAGAUGCUGUUCGGAUUGGUCAGACAAGGGCUCAAGUGUGACGGAUGUGGACUAAACUACCACAAGCGUUGUGCAUUCAGCAUUCCAAAUAACUGCAGUGGAGCCCGCAAACGACGUCUGUCCACCACCUCCCUGAGCAGCAGCCAGUCCUUGCGUCUCUCCACCACUGAGUCGGUGUACAGUGUAGGGACGGUCUCCACCUGCACAGAAGACACAAGCCUCAUCCGUUCACACACACAAAUGCCACGGACCCCCAGUGAUGCCCGACGCUUCUACACAGGCCGACCUGUCCAUUUGGACAAGAUGCUGAUGAGCAAGGUGAAGGUGCCCCACACGUUCGCCGUCCACUCGUACACGCGACCGACGGUGUGCCAGUACUGUAAGAGGCUUCUUCGAGGACUGUUCAGGCAGGGCCUUCAGUGCAAAGACUGCAAGUUCAACUGCCAUAAACGCUGUGCGUACAAGGUUCCUAAUGACUGCCUUGGGGAGACCAUUGGAGACAACAGAAGUAACUGUGACAUGUUGAGUCCCAGUGCAGAUCCUGAGGUUCCCAUGGACUACAGCACUGAGUACGAUGCCUCAGACAAGUCUUCAAUAGAUGACUCAGACGAGGCCUGCAGCAUCCCUGGGUCCUUUGCUCCUGACAACAACCAGGAUGGAACUGGUGGAGACCAGAGUGUUUACAUCCCGCUAAUGAGGGUAGUACAGUCAGUGAGACAGACAACACGCCGAUCCAGUACGGCUAUCAAGGAAGGAUGGAUGGUUCACUACAGCAAUAAGGACACACUGAGAAAGAGGCACUACUGGCGUCUGGACUGUAAGUGCGUAAUCCUUUUCCAGAACAACACCUCCAACAAAUACUACAAGGAGAUUCCUCUAUCUGAGAUCCUGGAGGUUCGUCCCGCUGGCAACUUCACUCUCGUCCCACCAGGCACAAAUCCUCACUGCUUUGAGCUCAUCACAGGAACUAUGUGCUACUUUGUUGGGGAGGACCCCAACACCCUCCCUCCUUUAUCCCCUAGCAACCCCCAGACUCUCCCCCAGACCCCUCCCUCCCCAAGCCAAGUAGCUCCCAACAGUGGCAUUGGGCGUGAGGUGGCCAAGGCGUGGGAGAGCGCCAUUCGUCAGGCCCUCAUGCCAGUCAUCUUUCAGGACGCACCACCAGCUGCGGGGAACACAACUCACAGACAAGCUUCGAUUAGCAUAUCGGUGUCCAACAGUCAAAUCCAAGAGAACGUGGAUAUUGGUACAGUGUACCAGAUUUUUGCAGAUGAAGUGUUGGGAUCUGGGCAGUUUGGAGUAGUGUAUGGAGGAAAGCACAGGAAGACAGGAAGGGACGUAGCCGUCAAAGUCAUUGACAAACUUCGCUUCCCCACCAAGCAGGAGAGCCAGCUGAGGAAUGAGGUGGCCAUACUGCAGAGUUUACGUCACCUGGGCAUUGUGAACCUGGAGUGUAUGUUCGAGACUCCAGAGAAAGUGUUUGUGGUGAUGGAGAAGCUGCAUGGUGACAUGCUGGAGAUGAUCCUCUCCAGUGAGAAAGGCAGAUUGCCUGAGAGACUCACUAAGUUCCUCAUCACGCAGAUUCUUGCAGCGCUGAGGCAUCUGCAUUUUAAGAACAUCGUUCAUUGCGACCUAAAACCUGAAAACGUGCUGCUUGCCUCCGCUGAUCCGUUCCCACAGGUGAAGUUGUGUGACUUUGGUUUUGCCCGUAUCAUCGGUGAGAAGUCUUUCCGUCGCUCUGUGGUUGGCACCCCUGCCUACCUGGCCCCCGAGGUUCUGCUGAACCAGGGCUACAACCGUUCACUUGACAUGUGGUCUGUGGGUGUCAUCAUGUACGUCAGCCUGAGUGGGACAUUCCCGUUUAAUGAGGACGAAGAUAUCAACGACCAGAUCCACAACGCAGCCUUCAUGUACCCCCCCAACCCCUGGAAACAGAUCUCCAGUGAUGCAAUCGACUUGAUCAACAACCUUCUGCAAGUUAAAAUGAGGAAACGCUACAGUGUGGACAAGAGUCUCAGCCAUGUGUAUUUACAGGACUACCAGACAUGGCUGGACCUGCGGGAGCUGGAGACUAAACUCGGUGGACGUUACAUUACCCAUGAGAGUGAUGACAGCCGCUGGCAAAUGUUUGCCCGGGAACAUACUCUGCCUUACCCUGCUCAUCUUGUGCCUCCUCCUCCUGCGCUGGCCUCUGAUGAUGAGGAGGGUGGAGAGGAUGCAGAUGUGCAAGGUCUCACCGAGAGGGUUAGCAUCCUCUGACCGCAGAGAGAGAGAGAGAGAGAGGACUCAAGCUCAUUUAGGAAGGAGGAAAGACGUAGGGAGAGGGAGGAAGGCUAUAAAGGUCGACCUAGAGCCUGAAAGAGACAUAAAGUUGAUAAAAAUCAUAUGGGUCUAAUGAGAAUAGUGUCCUGCUGUUCAGACUUUCACAUCAUCUGUGUGCCAGCACUCGCAAUUUUACCGCAAUGAAUCAAAGUUCUCCUCCAGCUUGAGGUUAUCGAAACUUCCUUCUGAUCAUUUACCUCUGCUGUUAUUGCCCGUCAUAGCAUCGUUCCAUCUUUUUCAAAUUAUUUUCAUGAUGAAGAUGUUUGACUCCAUUUUACACCCUGUGAAGUCUUUACAGAUAGAAUUGGAGUCAACCUUUAAAUCAGAAUUUGUCAUUAAAAAAAACAGCACGUUCUCUUCCUCUCAAACGCUUCAAUGUGAAACAAAAAAUGCUUUUCACCACAAGUGAUCAUCAUGAGAAUUUGUUGUAGUUGUGUUUAUUGAGGUAUUUUUCCUAAACAAAUUGUUAAAAUGAAGCUGCCUUCCCUUCAAAGAGUUUGUUUUUGGUGUCAUUUAAUUAGACUGACUGGAAUUACAGUCCCUCUCAUGUCUUCAGUAAAGACCGGUUCAAUCCUUUCUCAGUGACGGAGCGCUUUAUGGUGACAAAAGACUUCCUCUGUGCUGGUAAAUUACUAAUGUGCAGGCAUGGCUUCAAAACCCAUCUGUAGACAUAAAUGCAUUCCCAUAAAUGCAUGUCCUGUACUGAAAACUGGAACUAUUGAUCUAGGGACAGCAAAUCCACUGCUAAUUACCACUAGUUUUGAGCCACAAUAGACUCUUAGCAAAAGUAUGUGAUUGAAGAUGUCAUUGUGUGUUUAAAUGAACUUGCAUUGAGCUGCACGUUACCUGCCACGACCAAACAGAUUUUAACAGUCAUGUGAGACAUUUCUAACAGUAGCUGGGAGAUUACACCACAUCAGUCACAACGACUGUUGCUGAAUGACGAAAAUUGCUCCUAUUGUGUUGAGUCGCCCAUUUAUAACCAUCUCUGAAGUCAAGCAUUUGUUGCAUUAUUUAAACGGUGAAUAACAUCCUCACACAUUCAAAUACUCAGUGGAGUCAGUGGAGGUAGCAUCUUACACCUUAGCAGGUAAAUGGACACAUCUUUUAAGCAACACAGCUCCUUAUUUGUUGUUGUUAAGAAGAGCAGACCUCUCCCUAGUAGUAAUAGACAGACAGCUUGUGUUACAAAACUAGAUUUUGGAGACUGUAUGUAGUUUGAGUAUUGACUACCUGUCAUGUCAAUAUGUUGCAUGUUUCUGUGAAGUAGAAUUAUCUAGAUACAAUAUAAAACAUACUGUACUUAUGAUGGUCUAUUAUACACACGUAUAUCCUGAAGUUUAUGUAGUUGUCAAAUAUGCGUAGACUGUGUAAAACAUGUUUGAAGGAUGAUCCUAGCCUUGGAAACAGAUAAUACAAACCUUGAACAAUA
Messenger RNA from Larimichthys crocea (large yellow croaker), 5160 nucleotides. RefSeq names its product protein kinase D2 (gene prkd2). Lineage: Eukaryota; Metazoa; Chordata; Actinopteri; Sciaenidae. Gene Ontology annotation, biological process: protein phosphorylation; intracellular signal transduction; phospholipase C-activating G protein-coupled receptor signaling pathway. Gene Ontology annotation, molecular function: ATP binding; protein serine/threonine kinase activity. The record is from RefSeq and is a predicted model, not a curated record. Gene Ontology annotation, cellular component: cytosol. Bases 858 to 3665 code for a protein of 935 amino acids. The transcript has 20 exons.